This is a messenger RNA of Tigriopus californicus, 3348 nucleotides long. RefSeq names its product nostrin-like (gene Nost). Gene Ontology annotation, cellular component: plasma membrane; cytoplasm. The transcript is spliced from 5 exons. Lineage: Eukaryota; Metazoa; Arthropoda; Copepoda; Harpacticoida; Harpacticidae. Gene Ontology annotation, molecular function: protein binding. Bases 1281 to 3299 code for a protein of 672 amino acids. The record is from RefSeq and is a predicted model, not a curated record.
GCAAAGCAUGAAAAGAAGUCUCUACGAGUUGUUGGAGGGGAGUUGAGUACAAUGUUCAAAGAGAAAGAAAGAGGAAAGAAGAAUCCGUCAGUAGCAGCUUUGAGCGCAGUUCCUUCACAUCUUUCCAUUGCCAUCCCCUCAAUAGCACUUGAGAACUUGGUGAAAGAACAGCUAUGUGAGACAACCACGACGUCCACGACGACACGACGACGAAGAAGAAGAAAUGAUCAUCAGGCCAGCCAACAAAUCGUGUGGAUUGAACAACUUGAUCAGUGUGCAUUUGGUUCAAGUGCUCGUUCGUAUUGACUAGGUUUUAUGCAAAGCCUUCUAAAGUGAAAGAGGCCUUGCCAAUAAGGCACAGUUGGUGAACAUAUGUUGCCCAAGUGGUCUAUGGACACUUUUUCAUUCACCACCACCGUCAAUCAGGUGUUGUGGCGUUGAUGAAUUGGACGGCUCCAAGUCCUCAAUAUCAGUCAAAUAUUAUGUGAAGAAAAUCCCCAUCGCUUUCCAAUAUCUCUCUUCCCGUUGUGAAAUCGUUGGACAAUUAGUGGUUGCGAUCCGCAACUCGUGUAGACAUAUCCAGGAAUCCCUGAAAGGAAGUGUGAUAAAAAGUUUGGAAAUCUUGAGUAGAAGUCGAGCACUUCGAAGGUUCUCAAUUUGAUUCUCAUCAUUAAGUGCAUCUCAAGUGGACAGGAUGGCUGGGUAAGACACAAAUUGCGAGCUCUGCUUUGAAUGCAUUGAAGCCAGGCCGAAGUUUGUCCCAAUUCUCAAUCAUUGAAGGACAUCUGGGCAAAAAAACGGCCCACCACUCCUGCUUAAUUGAAUCGCUUUGCACUUGCCAAAUUUCUCGUCCGUACUCCCAGGCCCUCGUAGUACUGCAACAAUUCCGUAGUAUACAUACUCCAUAUAGCUAACCGUCUACCCUCUGCCACACAAACCGACCGACAAACAAACACACUCUCCAUCUGGCCAUGAGUGAGUGUACUGCUCCAGUGUAGAGAAGUCCGCACAACAACUUUCCAAACACAGGAGGAGGGGUAGAGAACGGUACCCCCCGGCCAGUUUUCUUCCUUCGUCUCAUCAGGAUUGGCCAGAGCAUCAUCAUAUCUCACUCAUAUGCACUAUACACCUCAGUACCGAAAUAUAUAAACGCUGUCCCCCUUCCACCCCCACUCCUUAUCCCACUACGAGCGAUAGUUUUCUAGAGCAACUUUCAUGUGCGCGAGGUCGUCAGAGGCUGCAAGAUCAUCCUGGAGUGUGGAUGCUAUUAAGGGAUCAUCAUGGUGACCAGACGUCCUCAUAAGAGCUCCUCUCGGGGCAGUGCUGUCUUCAACACCAUUCAGGAUCGUGGUAGACCCGUGUCGGUGGUAUUCAACAAAUGUGUCAGAAGAGUCAUGAAUUCGAAAUUGUCGGCUUCUAAGCCCUCAUUGCGAAAAUCAUCUUUGGCUCUGCACAGAAUGAAUUCCAGGCCUGUCAUCCACGAUGGGUUUGAUGACCUCAAGAACUAUAUCAAACAGGGGAGUGAGUUCACCAAGGAUCUGGUUCAGACCUUGAAUGAACGGGCUGAAUUGGAAGUGGCUUACUCCAAGGGUCUGGCCAAGCUCUCCGGGAAGUUGUUCAAAUCCGCCAAAGAGCUGAACGGCACGGUGUCCAAUGCUUGGCAUUUCAUUGCCGAGGACAUGGAGGCCACCUCUGAUACUCAUAAAACCAUAUCAAACAUACUCAUCGAAGACCUCGUCAAACCUUUGAAGAUCUUCGUAGAAUCCCAGCAUCGCUCCAGAAAGUCGAUCGAGUCCAUGGUGGAAAAACGAAGCAAGACCCUCCAGGAUUGGAGAGGCACCGAGAUCAAAAGCAAGUCCAAGUGCUACGCCAGUUGCAGAGAGAACGAAAAAGUUCAAGAUCAAGUGCUGGAUUGCAAGCUCGGUCGGGGCAAAGUCCUCUCUGAGAAAGAGUUGUUCAAGCUAGAAUCAAAACGCAAGAAGAGUGAAUCCACCGUUCGCAAGAGUGAUUUGGACUACUACACUUCAUGCUUAAAGUCCGAGAGAGCAAGACUAGAAAUGGAGUCCUCACUCCUUCGAGGAUGUUCAAUUUUCCGACGCAUGGAAGAAGAACGUUUGGAACAAUUGAAACAUCUGGCAGAACAAUAUCACCAAAUAAUGGCCGACAACCGUCCCAAAUUAGUGGCCUCGUCUCAAAGACUUCAAGAACCUAUUCAACAGUGCAAUGUACCGAGAGAUAUGGCCGAUGUAGAGAAGAAGGUCAAUAUAGAUUCCGAUUCCAUGGGCGAUCAAGUGUUGCCAAGUUUCUAUGCCGAAGAUCAAACCAAUGCCAUGAAUCAAGAGCGCAGGCGAGAUGCCUUGGCCAAACUCCUGCGCGUGAUCAAAUCUGACAUAGAGCGCGAGAAGAAGGGUAAAGCUGGGGUCGAAAACUUGGCCAAGGCCCUCCAAGAAACCCCAAAGUUCGGGUCUGAAGAUAGCCAGCAAGAUGUCCAGGAUAAAUUAUUACACAUGAGGUCAAUGCUGACCUUUUUGGAAGCCUGCAGGUACAAAGUCCUCAACGCACUUCUGAGCAUGGAAGGGCGACCGGGUGUGACCCAUCCAUUAAGUUCCUACAUUGAAAAUGGCAAAGACAAAUCGGGCAUGGCUAAAACCACUUUGAGAAUACCUUACUGGCAACGACAAGAGUCACAGCCAGCCUUAGAAGACUACUCGGAGUCUAACUCGCCUGUUCCACUCGAUUCCUAUGACAGAGGCACGGCAGACGGAGGGUUUACUGACCUUGGAUCAGAUGGGUUCUCAAAUGCCGCCUCUGAUGGACCAGGCGUCCCAUCUGCAUUUCGGGGCCUCGCUGAUGGCGCGGGUGAAGGUAGUGGUAGCAAUAAUGACGACAUCGACAGUGACUUCGACGACUUUAGUGAUGGUGAUGAACAUGUGAACAUUAUAGCUGUCGUGAAUGGAACCGACCAUACUGAUGCCCCACAUUUAUCUAGUGCCCAUACCAACAGUACUGGCAACGACAGCGAAGAAUCAAAUUACCACGCCACACCUCAUUUGGUCAGUCAGGAAAAGGAGAUUGGCGAGAUUUAUUACCAACAAAGGCAGAUGGUGUCAAUGGGGCAAUGUCGCGCCAUCUACGAUUAUGUGGCUAAUCUUUACGAUGAGCUCACCAUAAAAGUGGGCAACGUGAUCAAUGUUCACGAUAAGCAAGCGGAUGGGUGGUGGCUUGGGGAGCUCGACGGGUCGAUUGGAAUCUUUCCGGCCACCUAUGUCGAGGAGAUCGAAAGCAAUUCCAGCACAUAGCAUAGUUAUUCACGCAAACGAAAUAUAAUAUAAAAGUAACAAAUAAGCG